Molecule: messenger RNA, 349 nt
Organism: Apis mellifera (honey bee)
Lineage: Eukaryota; Metazoa; Arthropoda; Insecta; Hymenoptera; Apidae
Product: apisimin
Source: RefSeq, marked validated
GAACCGAGCUUUCUAAAAGCAAUUCCAAACAGCACAAAAAUCAAAAUGAGCAAAAUCGUUGCUGUCGUCGUCCUAGCUGCCUUCUGCGUAGCCAUGUUGGUCAGCGAUGUGUCCGCCAAAACAUCAAUCAGUGUCAAAGGCGAAUCGAACGUGGAUGUCGUUUCCCAAAUCAACAGUUUGGUUUCAUCUAUCGUGUCUGGUGCCAACGUGUCAGCAGUACUCCUAGCUCAAACUUUAGUUAAUAUCCUGCAAAUUCUUAUCGACGCUAAUGUUUUCGCUUAAUUUAUAUAUUCUUUAGCUUUGUAUUGCGCGCAUACAACGCAUUCGAAUAAAGUAAUUAAUAAAAUUC